Anas platyrhynchos (mallard) is the source of this 2830-nucleotide messenger RNA. It is a transcript of the gene MYBL2, whose product is annotated as MYB proto-oncogene like 2. Gene Ontology annotation, molecular function: DNA-binding transcription factor activity, RNA polymerase II-specific; RNA polymerase II cis-regulatory region sequence-specific DNA binding. The record is from RefSeq and is a predicted model, not a curated record. Gene Ontology annotation, biological process: positive regulation of transcription by RNA polymerase II; mitotic cell cycle. Lineage: Eukaryota; Metazoa; Chordata; Aves; Anseriformes; Anatidae. Gene Ontology annotation, cellular component: nucleus.
UGAGGCGGCGGCGCGCAGGCGCGGCCCGGCCCCGCGCGGGGGGGGGCCGCCGUUGGCGCGAGAUAGGAAAAAAAAAAAAAGGGGGAAAAGGGGAAAAAAAAGUAAAAGCCAGAAGCGCCGGGCCCGGCCCGACCCCGCCAUGGCGCGCCGCAGCCGCGGCGAGGAGCAAGAUGAGCUGCACUGCCAGGACACCGACUCGGAUGUGCCAGAGCAGCGGGACGGCAGGUGCAAAGUCAAGUGGACGCAAGAGGAGGAUGAGCAGCUGAAGAUGUUAGUAAGACAUUACGGGCAGAAUGACUGGAAGUUCCUGGCCAGUCACUUUCCUAACCGCAGUGACCAGCAGUGCCAGUACCGGUGGCUGAGAGUGUUGAACCCGGACUUGGUUAAGGGCCCUUGGACCAAAGAGGAGGACCAAAAGGUAAUUGAACUGGUUAAAAAAUAUGGCACCAAACAGUGGACUCUGAUAGCCAAGCACCUGAAAGGGCGGUUAGGGAAGCAGUGCCGGGAGCGCUGGCACAACCACCUGAACCCUGAGGUGAAGAAGUCCUCAUGGACAGAGGAGGAGGAUCGCAUCAUCUUUGAGGCCCACAAGGUCCUGGGGAAUCGCUGGGCUGAGAUUGCCAAGCUGCUGCCUGGGAGGACCGACAAUGCUGUGAAGAAUCACUGGAACUCCACCAUCAAGCGCAAGGUGGACACGGGCGGCUUCCUCAACGACACGAAGGAGUCCAAGCCGCUGUACUUGCUCGUGGAGGUGGAUGACAAGGAGAGCCAAAGUGGAUCGAGAGCUGGGAGCCAGAGUGUCCUGCCGAACUGGCCAGUCGAUGUCUCAGAAAUAAAGGAAGAGGACGUCAGUGACGAGGAGGUGACGGGCUUGCAGGAGCUGCCCUCGGAGCUGCCAGCUGCUGACCUGGCAGAGCACAACGGCGAGGGGACCCCAGAUGACGUGGUGCCUGAGGAGGACCCCGCGUGUGUCCCGUCACCGUACAAGUGGGUUGUCGAAGCCACCAACUACUUGUGCCCGACCUCUGUGCCUGCCUUCAGUGAGGCUCUGGACAUGAUUGAAUCCGACCCAGACGGGUGGUGUGACCUGACCCAGUUUGACCUGCCCGAGGAGCCCUCCGCUGGCAGCAGCAGCAGCAGCAGCAGCCCCGUGAGGCAGACGCCCAGCAAGCCAACGCCGUCCCUGCCCAACGUCACCGAGUACCGCCUGGACGGCCACACCAUCUCCGACCUCAGCAAGAGCAGCAAGGGGGAGCUCAUCCCCAUCUCCCCGCAUGCGGAGGUGAGCUUUGGCACGCCGCCCUCCGUGCUGAAGAGGCAGAAGAAGAGGAAGAUCUCCCUCUCCCCCGUCACGGAGAACGCCCCCAGCACCAGCCUCUCCUUCCUUGACUCCUGCAACAGCAUGACGCCCAAGAGCACCCCUGUCAAGACGCUGCCCUUCUCCCCCUCUCAGUUCCUAAAUUUUUGGACCAAACAGGAUACGCUAGAACUGGAGAACCCAUCUCUGACCUCCACGCCUGUGUGCAGUCAGAAGGUGAUUGUCACCACCCCGCUGCACAGGGACAAGACCCCUCUGCUCCAGAAAAACUCAGCGUUUGUCACGCCAGAUCAGAAGUAUGUGGCGGACAACACGCCGCACACCCCCACGCCUUUCAAAAACGCCCUGGAGAAAUACGGACCAAUAAGGCCCCUGCCCCAGACUCCUCACCUGGAAGAAGACUUGAAAGAAGUUCUCCGAAGUGAGGCUGGCAUCGAACUGAUCAUAGAGGACGAUGUGAAGCCCGAGAAACAAAAGAGAAAACAAGGGCUGCGCAGGAGUCCCAUCAAGAAGGUCCGGAAGUCGCUGGCGCUGGACAUUGUGGAUGAAGAUAUGACACAGAACGUGCCUGCCCUACCCAAGAACAUCUGCUUCAAAAGAACCCAGCCUGUGAAUUUCCUGUCGAGGUCCCUGAACUUUUCCUCCUCGAGCAGGAAGAACGACUGCGGCUUGCUCAACAGAGCCUUUGUGCAAGUGCAGUCAGAGAAAAUGUCCUACAGGAAGAUGCCAAGCCAUUUCAGACCGCCGGCACCGAUGACCAGAGCUUGGAAAGCGGUGGCCUGCGGUGGAACUCGAGACCAACUCUUCAUGCAGGAGAAAGCACGCCAGUUUUUGGGCAUGUUGAAACAAAGCCACACAUCAAGGACCUUAAUCUUAUCAUGAAGGAUUGUUCUGCUCUUUUUAUUUUAUUUUUUAAAUUCCUUUUAUGAGUGGAGGGGAGGGAACCACAGAGGGGCGAGGAAAAUGAAAUCCUCUGCAAGGCCUUAGCCUUUAGGGGUGAUUUUUUUCCCUCUGUUCCCAGGUAGAUCUGCAUUGUAUUAAAUUGGGCUAAGUGCUGGCUAAAGCGUGGGGUGCGAGUUCUGGAAUCAUUACGGAAAGGCAAACGAGGGAGGGGUGGAGAGCUGACAGCAGGAGCGCCCUGUGGGACCUGGGCUCUGCAGGCAGAAAGCUGCGCCCCACAUGCACUGGGUGCUGGACACGGACCUUGUUGGCCUGGAUUCCACCCUGCCUGCUCUGGUGCCUCGGAAUGGCUUCUGUUAAGGUUCCUGCACGCCUCACAUCCCACUUCUGUCUUUCUCCAGGGGAUGGAGAGGUUCUCCUGUGUGCCAGGACAGGGGAGGCGUUGUGCUCUCAUGGGGAAUGUGCUUUGGGGUGACCCGCAGUUGGAGCUGGCCGCCUGCUCCCCACGGGGCUGCUUUGUGCUGCAGGGUGGGAGCAGCGGGUGCCUCUUCCCAGGGCUGUGCUGCCUCUUGAAAUAAACGAUGGUGCUAACAACACCCUGCUGACCCUGUC